AGGCUUUUCUCCCUCCCUUUUUCACUCAAGGUUCAUAUGGUUUGCAAAUGAAGAAAUUGAUUUGACGCCAGAGUGAAUUGCGGCACCCCCGCAUACUUUAGUUACUUUCUUAGUGUUGUGUGGCAGCGUCGGCAGGUGGUGUUUUUGUAGGAGUUGUCAAGAGCUCAGCCUCUGUACGUGAGUUUCUUGCUUCGGUGAAGUAGAAACUUUGUGUUUCCGGCUGAUCUACUAAAACCCGGCGGCGUGGUGGACCACAAUAGUCGUGCGCCUUCCGCAAAUAAGAGGUAAUCAAGCUUAUUUCCGCGUCCGGUUAUAAGUGGUUCGGGAAUUUCAGCAGACGCAGCUGCACUUCCGCGCCGUCUAGAAAAUAACGCAAUCCUGCCGCUUUUGAAGAACGCGAGAUCUGGCGCUGGUUUCUUUACCUAACUGCUCGCGUAGAAAGCAAGGGGCGAUGUUUGGGCGGCGCGACGCGGGGACCCCCGCGGACCGGCCGCAGCUUCGGCAGAACGUAAAAGGCGCGGUGCUAAAGGUGGACGCGUUUUUGCAGCAGCAACGGCGCGAGAGCGUGGAGCAGCUGGAGCCGCAGCUGCAGCAGGUGGCGGAGGACCUGCAGGCGCAGAUCAACGAACUGUGGGCCGUGCACGAGCAGGAGAGCCGCAACCUGCGGAAGAAAUCCGUGCUGACGGACCUGGAAAAAACCAAAGACCUGGAGUUUUGCCAGAACCUGCUGCGCCAGAAGCUCGCGGAACAAACGACUAUCUUCACUGCGCAGCAGGGCAGCAGCAGCGUCGGCGUCAACAAGAUUGCAGCGGCCGGGUCCUCGCAUUUGCAGGACUUCACCUUCGAGUUCGAUAUCGACGUGGAGCUCCCGUUAACGGCUAGUGGAAACAGUGGCUAUGCACCGAAAAAAAAACCUGCGACUUCGUCAAAUCUUCCCGGAUUUAUUGUUUCGCGGCCCCCGGAGUGCACGAGAAGUACUUAAGGGCCCUAGACUAGUAGGGCUGCAUGAUUUGCAUGCUUCGUUGAUCACCAAGGGACAAGAUCAGCGACACCGUGCAGUGGAUGAUCCUCUCCACUUGGGUAGCUGUUUUUGCGAUCAUGAUGAAUGCGACUUAUUUAUCAACCAUUACUCAAGCUUAGUCUUUGCGUGCUGUGUGACAAAUUUGAUACCUAUUUUUCAUUUCGAGUUUGUUCUUUGUGUGAAACGAUCGGGUCGGGGAAGAUCUCGAACUCGCGUCGAUGUUUUUCACCUCGAUACCGCCACGGUGCACUUCACCACCGCGAGCGGAAACCAGGCGGCUGCAGCGAAGCGGCGAACGGUGCACGUCCUGCGACAGGCGGAGCAGCUGCAGCAAGACGCCGCGUCGCAGCACCCGCCAGGAGGUCCUCCUGACGCGCGGGACGACCGCAGUAGAGAUAUUAAUUCUGAGGACGGUCCGACUCGUGCGAAUGUGAACAAGCAGCGCGCGAUGCAGCUUUUGGCGGCAGAAGCCGAGAAUCUGGAAAACCUGAUCGAGACCGAACGGGAGGCCGUGCAGCGGACCCACGAGCGAUUAAUGUCGGCCCUGGACGUCCACACGCUGGCGCUGCAGGAAAAGCUGCAGCUCGCACGGGACCUGGUCGAGGAGAAGCGCCGGUACCGCGCGCAGCAGGCGGAACUCGGCCGGGAGCAGGGCGAAGGAGAGGAUCCGCACGCGAUAGCAGCGCAAGAGCAAAGGAAAUCCUCCACCUUUCGGCCCAUCCCGGGCGGAAAAAACUUAUUUCCCGAACAGUCUCUACACGACGCAACCAGGGUGCUGGAGCACAGCGACUUGCUGGAAACGUUCUCCAACGCGCAGGCAUUGGAGCUGCGGGACGAGCUGGCCCGGCUCGAAAAGGAACUCCGGAACAAUUAUUCUGGGAAUUUUUACACAGAAAAUAAAUCCCCGCAAGGGCGGAAGAUGACGAGCUCGGAGCCGGCAAGAAGCAGAGACGCGAAGAUGCUGGCGGUCUUCGCGGAUCGGUUGCUCCGGCUUGCGGAAUACUGCGAAAAUAUGGAAAAUUCGCAGGCUCGCACCACCGAAAUUCACCGCACCAGCGCAGUGAAUAUUAACGCGGAGACCACUACCCCUGGAGUAGGAGUAUAUCCGGGCGCAACUGGUGCGGUCUCGUAUCCCCUGUCUGGGCAAAACCUGAUGGAGGAGGCGGUCAGCACAAGCGAGGCAGAAAUUUUGACGCCGCCGCCUGGUCGGCGCAGCAGUCGUGGUGCGCAUGAAAUAAAUCUUCAACGAAAGAGUACCGCAAGCGGAAUGAAUUCCUCGGAGCUGCUGCGGCCAACAGAGUGGUAUUAUUUCGAGCGAGUGAAAAGCACCCUGGCCGCACCGGUCCGCGGGAUGCUGGACGUACUGCGCUCGUACGGUCCCGGCACUCCUUCUGGUGGAUCAUUAUCUAGUUCCGGCCUGCUCAUCGCAAGUGACCGCGCGGUCAGUAGCAACGCUAGCUCGAGGUCGUCCUCGUCGCCGCUGCAAGACCGUGGCGUCGAACAACUACAGGACCCCGACCACACGACGCCUACAACGGCGCGGAAAAGUAGUAGCACUGAGAAUACUAUCCACUUGUCGCGGAGCUCUGCGACAACCUCCUCCCGCAGCAGCCUCCUCGUGCCGGAGCAGCAACAGCUGGCCGCCCCGGCCGCCACCGGGAUGAGCUCGUUCCGCAUUUUGCGAGGCGAGAGGGUUGUUCCAGGAGCGGACGAAGUGCGCAACAAGCGCUCGAGCGAUCACACCACGAUGCGCGAGUCCUUUUUUCGUUCGGACAACUACGCCCCGCGCGACCAGGAAACCCGGUACUCCGACCGCCUCAGCCGCUACAGCACCUCGCAGCUGCAAAAGCCCGACGUGGACCCGCAGGGCAACUGCGUGGGCGCCGUGCGCGUGGCCGACGGUGGGGCGGACUUCGUGCGGCGCUCGGUCGCGCGGCCCCCGGAACUACGAGCCAAUCCCUUCGGGCGAGACCAGGGGAGCACCCGGGACUCGGAGCUGCGGACCACGGCCUCGGGCUUGCGCAACAUCAACUCCGAUUUUUUUGACAAUCGGGCCAGUAGUUUGAACUCCGACUUCGACUACCUGUACCGGGACAGCUCUGUGUUUCUGCCGGAAACCACCUUCUUCAGACGCUGGUGCCUCCGGGUGUUCUGGCUGUUGAAGUUCGUCGUGUUUUUAGCGGGGCUGGUUUACCUCGCGGAGAAGUUUGAAGUGCGCAACAGGCUAGUGAAAACGACGUCGUUCUUUUACAGGAGCUACAACAGAAACGCUGCAUCAUCAUCACCAGAAAAAACCACUACACUGCACUACACGCUCACCGGGGGACGGGGGGUAACGGCGGAGGAACUGAUUUGGGGGAAGGAGAACGGCGAAGACAGUAGUUCUUUGUUCCCCUACGACGUUAUCCACGAGAAAAGAAAACCUGGCAUACUUUUGACCACAGAUGGGUAUAAUUGGCAUGCGCCGACGUCGUGCAAAAAGAGAAGCGCAACUGGGGAGUUGUGUAUGUUGUGACAUUUUAGCAUGUUCUUCCAUUCGCACCAGCAUGACAUCUUUUUCCCUUCGUCAUGAUUGAUGUCUUUGAUGACGUUGAUUUCAACCUUUUUUCGCAUCACCUCGCUUUCGCAGCGUCUGUUUUUUACAGUUUUAUGCUAAGGCUUUUUUCUCGACGAUACGGAAGUACUUGGGAACGGCCUUGGCGUAUUAUGAUUCUGCGGAGGAAAAUGUCUGUGCCUGGUACGAAAACUCCUAUCUGAAAGGGUUCGCAGACGAUUACCUGUUCGCAGACGACAUAAUCCCGGAAGAGGAGCGAAAGAUGCAAGAAAAUUUGUAUUACUCCAACGAGCUCUACAACGGCCACACCAUCGCCGACGACGAGCUGGUUUGCGGAUUGCUCGGGGACGACGCAGCUUCGGGUGCCAAUACGUUACUAGAGCGACUACUACAUUUUGCAUCUUCCUCGUCGGAAAACAAGCAGCACGAAACUUGCAGUGCAUUCCGCGACGAUAGUACAACCGGCAGGUUGGGGCCCGCGGCGGCGGCCCGGGGAACCAAUUUUCACGGAGGCAGAAAAAGCUCCUCCAGCGCUCGAGCGUCCAAGCUCCCGGCCUAUGGAAGAUUCAUGCGGUUCAUACCCCCGCAUCCGCUGUCUUUCCCUCGGUGGAUCUUCAACAUUUUACCGUAGAAGGAGGGACGGAGAAUCUGCGACAGGUCUGUCCCGGAAGGGAUCAACAGCAGCUGAAUAGAUUUUGAUAAAAGAUU
Amoebophrya sp. A120 is the source of this 4283-nucleotide messenger RNA. NCBI's taxonomy places the organism in Eukaryota, Dinophyceae, Syndiniales, Amoebophryaceae. The record is from the annotation of a GenBank genome assembly.